Messenger RNA from Sesamum indicum (sesame), 776 nucleotides. Lineage: Eukaryota; Viridiplantae; Streptophyta; Magnoliopsida; Lamiales; Pedaliaceae. The record is from RefSeq and is a predicted model, not a curated record.
GAGGCCUAAUGACACAUCUGGGGAGGUGAUGUGGCCAAGUUCAUGGUCGUCGAUCAAGGUCGCAUAAAAUCAAGCCGUAUCACAUAUGUUUAGCACCUAAAGUACGUUUUCGGCAUUCAUGUCUUUCAACUAAUGUUGUCCAACCUUUGUUACCCCAUGUACAGGAGAUGCUGGUGGCGGGCACUUUUACUAGUUGUAUAACGAUAGAGUGGUUGAUGGCGGAGCUCAUAAAAAACCAACGAGUUCUGCACAAACUUCAACGUGAGAUUGAAAAUACGGUCGAUGGAGAUAUUAAAAAUGCCUCCUCCCAUCACAUGCCUUUCUUGCAAGCUUGUCUCAAAGAGACAUUAAGGCUGCAUCCCCCAACUUUGUUUGGUGUACCACGUCGUGCGUUAGAGACUUGUACAGUAAAGAACUAUGUCAUACCCAAGGAUUCUGUGAUUCUCAUAAACAAUUGGGCACUGGCGAGAGACCCAAUGACUUGGGACGAGCCUUUGAAGUUUAAGCCAAAGAGGUUUUUGGAGUCCAAGUUAGAGUUGACGGGAAAUCUUCAGUUUCAAUUUCUUCCCUUUGGGGCUGGGAGAAGGAUCUGUCCGGGACUUAAUUCAGCUACUACUCAUAUUGGGCGUAUCGUGUCAUUAUUGGUGCAUUCUUUUGAUUGGGUACUUCCAGAGGGAAUCAAACAAAAUGAUCUCAACAUGACUGAGAAAUUGGUGCUAACAGUGUACAUGAAAGAACCAUUGUCGUUGAUUCCUAGAUCAAGAAGUUCACAGUAA